Messenger RNA from Marchantia polymorpha subsp. ruderalis, 462 nucleotides. NCBI's taxonomy places the organism in Eukaryota, Viridiplantae, Streptophyta, Marchantiopsida, Marchantiales, Marchantiaceae. The record is from the annotation of a GenBank genome assembly.
AUGCUUCUCGAACAGGAGCGGGGUGGGAACCGGACCCACCGAGCACCCUCGCAUGGGACAAGUAGGCCGCUUUCUACUCCACGUCGUCUCUCGUCUGCUGCCUCGGUCGGACGGCUAGAUGGGGAUCGGGCCGCCUUUCGCGAGCUUUUCUCCAGCACUACCGUCGUCAUGCACCGAGGGGUCCGUGGCGACACCAGCGACCAUGCGUCGCAUGCGCAGCUGGACGGAAGCAUUCAUCCUACAUGUAGCUCUCCAUGUAGGACGCGGACGUCGUCGAGGACAACGAUGGCGACCGGCAGUGGCAGUGAUCGCGGUGCCUGGGGUCCCUUUCCGUGCCUGGGGCACGGGAAGGGACGGGAGGAUCGCUCGGGAGCCGCGGGGACCGGGCGGGGGAGGUUCAGAAGUGGAAAGCGCGAUUCAAACUCGGAGCGUCAGAUGGACUUUUCUGGCGAUGUGAUUUGA